CUCUCGCGGUCGCCAUGCCAUGCGGCUGUCCCGCGUUUGACAGGCUCGGUCUCGGACGGUUCGCGCCUUCCGUCACGAGUAAAAUACGUUCGUGAUCGUCGUCGGCGCGCGCCGAGGGGCGCGUCGCGACGUCACGGUGUCGCGAAAGUGCGCGAAUGCUUGUGCCGCGAGUGACGCAACCAGUAACCGUGUUCCUGGCGAAACGACGACGGGGUCCGUUGGCUCCCACUCCACGACGACGACGGUUAGCGGUCGAAUGCGACGAUCGGAGUUCCAACAAUGACGCUGUUGCAGCGGGGCGGACGAGAGUGUUGAUAGCCUGAUGGAGCACCAUUUGUCCUUGGCUACGAUGCAGCAUCGCCGCGGAUCUGGCGAUAAAUCGACGAGAAGCGAUAAAGAGGAUUGUCUCCCACGAAGCUGACCAUUGUUUUGCAAAAACAAUGACUGCCGGAAAUCUUAAAGAAGAAUUAUCGCUCGAGACUAAUCCAUCCCUUACGACUCUCGCUAUAGAAGAUAUGGUCUACAAAGGGGAAGGGAACGCUCAUAUUGUUAUCGCAUUGCCAUACGAGCGCAGGGUAAUACGAUUCCGGAAGUCGUUGCCGGGCGAGGUUUCACCGGAUGGCGGCAAAACACGCGCGCAACGGGAGGUGUGGUACGCCAGGAACGUGGUUUCCUGUUUUUUGGGCUCUUACGCGCAGAUCCCCGAAAUUGUUCGUUACGACGCAGCUGAUAUAGCCAAAUUGUCGGACGCCAUCCGCCCUCGUCGACCAGAGAAACGCCGGCAUAAGGUAAUCACAGACACAUAUGCCACAAAGUUUCCGGAUUACACGUUUCUGGAUUUGCGGUUGGAAAUCGAUCAAACCGUAUUUCGAGGCCGUUCGACGUUCUGCGUGGAGAUAAAGCCGAAACAGGGAUACUUGCAAAAGGCAGAGCGGCAAUUUCCCGGAUGUCCGUAUUGCCUCAACCAGUAUGCCAAGCUGCGUAAAGGUGACAUCGCCGCUUGUAGCAAUUACUGCCCGUUCGAACUGUUUUCCGGAGUGAAAGCGCGUAUGAAAACCGUUGUGAAGGAGCUUCUAAGGUCACCGCAAAAUAAUCUGAGAAUCUUUAAGAACGGCAUCGUCGUUUAUAAUCAAGAGUCGUCACCGAACGAUCUCGAGGACGUGCUGAACGAAUGGUUUCGGAAUGCUACGACGACGAGCAGCGGGCGAGCUCGACGCUCGAACGUCGACGAGUUUUGUAGUUUGGUGUAUGCCGCCCUUACGUUGCCUUUUACACAAGAGCAACUGGAAGAAUCAUCCACUGCUUGCUGUCCAUGUAAUUUUCCCCAAUCCGCGAAUCAAGCUCCAACGUUUUGCGCCGAACCGGACGCGAUCGCGAGAGCCGAACGCUGUCUUCGUCUCGCGGGAAAGAAUUGUAAUUUUGUUGGCGACGAGUUGCCGAGAAACUCGGUGCUGGAGCGAAUUCGGAACAUGCAGCGAUUGUCUUAUGUGAAUACCAAUUACAUUUACGGCAUUUACUCCGACUUUGCAUCGUUGCUGAAUGACGAUAUGAUAUACUCCGAUUUGAUGAAAUUACAAGAAGAGAAUCACGCCAGCACAAUCUCUCGCGCUUUACCCGGUAAACUUACGAAGGCGAAAGACAUAAAAGAAAUCAACUCCGAAAAGCUUUUUGAGAGCAUCGUUGCAAGAGAAUACGAUAACAAUUCUAACGGAAACCAUAAUGCCAGUUCGGAAUGUAUCUUAUCUACUAAUGUCAAGAAAAUAGUCGUAAAUAGCGAUUUCGCGUCGCAAACAGAAAUUAGUGCCAACCUAGAUUCGUGCCGGUUAUUUUAUGGAAACACAAGUUUGCAUAAUCAGGAAACUAACGACGACGAUAACGAGCAAAAGGCAAAUAUGCAGAUUAUCGCCAAACAUUUAUCGACGUUGCGAAAUUAUCUUUUAUUCGCCACCGCCAGAGAUUGCUCGAUAUUAAUGACCUUCCGCGAAUUGCUUCCGGAAAAUUUAUCAAAAGUGCCCGUGGAAAAUACGAUCAAGCUUUCGGAGCAACUGUCUUUUUUAAGCAGUGUCAAAGUCUCUGAUUUAGAUCCGAAAAGUGUUCACUCUAUUGAGAAGCAUCGACAACGAGAUGUGGAUAUCUUUGAUUCCGUAACUUCUUUAUUGGAAGAUCUUCUUUUCAAGAGUAUAGAUGAUCAUCAGAGAAACAGUAUCAAUAAUAGUACAGUACAAAGAUAAAGAGAAUUUACAAGGUAAAGAGAAUCUAUCUAUAUCAUAUAAAGAAAGUAUUUAUGUGCACUUAAUUGACGAUAUGCUUACCGAUUAGAACGUAUGUUCUUUCUAAUAAUAUGUAAGAAUCAAUUUCAAUCCCUCUCUGCAACAUUAAGUAGAUAGUUCAUAUAUCGCAUAAUAUACACUAUUAAAUCAAUAAUAGUUAUCUCUUUCAUAGAGCAUAACAUACCUUAGAAAUUACUUUGGAAUGAAGAUAAUAAAUAAUAAGGAAAAAAAGGAAUGCGAUAUAUAUUAGAGAAAUCGAAGAUAAAAAAAAAAAAAAAAA
Formica exsecta is the source of this 2550-nucleotide messenger RNA. RefSeq names its product inositol-pentakisphosphate 2-kinase (gene Ipk1). NCBI's taxonomy places the organism in Eukaryota, Metazoa, Arthropoda, Insecta, Hymenoptera, Formicidae. Gene Ontology annotation, molecular function: ATP binding; inositol-1,3,4,5,6-pentakisphosphate 2-kinase activity. Gene Ontology annotation, cellular component: nucleus. The record is from RefSeq and is a predicted model, not a curated record. The transcript has 9 exons. The coding region runs from base 441 to 2231 and encodes 596 amino acids. Gene Ontology annotation, biological process: inositol phosphate biosynthetic process.